AUGACUCAGGCGCUGAAGGUGUAUGCGCGCCGUAACCCAGACGAAGACUUUGCUGCACUACGGCAAGAGGCACUACUGCUGGCCUCAGAACACGGAUACACACAGCCGGAGAAGGAAAGUUGGAGAGACUCGCUGAAGCGAGAGAUCAUGGAAGAUGUGAAAUCCCAGAUGCAAGGACUCGCCCAAGAAUUAAUGAAGGAAAUUAAACCACUCCUUCAACCAGUCAAUGCUCCCCCACCGCCCCUGACACAACAUAGGGAGCGGUCGCGACCAGCGUCCAGUGUUAAUGACUGGGAUGGACAAGGAGUAACGAUUGAAGGGGUUGAGUUGCAAGGACUGUUGGAUACGGGGUCUCAGGUUACAUUAAUGCAGCAGAGUUUAUUUGAGCAGCAUUUUUCCAAAGCUAAGCUUGGGAAGACCCCUGUAGUUUUCCAGUUAAGGGCAGCCAAUGGCCUGGAGAUCCCUUACACUAGCUACGCAGUGUUUGAUCUAGAAGUGGAAGGCAUCAAAAUACCUGGACGAGGAGUCGUGAUUAUUAAAGAUAGACACUGCACCCACCCGCUCCUCAUAGGUAUGAAUGUUGUGACCGCCUGCUGGGAAACACUCUUUAAACAGCCUGGAAGGCCUGUUUCCACCCCACAGCAGCUGAAGAACCAGAGAGUUUGGCGGGAUGCUUUUGCUACCUGUCGACGUAUCAAGGCCACCAUGACAGAAGACGGAUUCUUGGGAAACGUGCGGCCAGCUGCUCGCCAAAAUAUCCAAGUCCCACCAAAGAGUGAACUGCUGGUGUGGGGCCGUGCUCGGAUGGGCCCGGGAGGAACUGACUACUGUGCCCUGAUGGAAGCACUACCUGAAACCAACAAUGUUGGCGUAGCUAGGACACUAGCAGUGGUAAGAAAUGGGAGGAUCCCUGUUCGUGUCUGUAAUCCAUAUCCCUACACCUUGUCAAUAGGGCGGUACCAGAAAUUGGGUAAGCUGUACCACAUUGAUGAAGCUGAUGUGCAUGGAUCUCAUGACCUUACCCUAUCUCUGGAAGACAAUGGUGUUGUUGAAGUGGCUUUGGUAGAUGCAACAGUCGACCACAAGGGGCAGGAGCUGCCUGAAGAGGUAAGGAACCUGACUAACCGACCUGAUCUCUCUAAACCGCAACAGGAGGAGCUAUGCACCCUGCUGCUCAAGUGGAAGGACGCGUUUGCUAACCAUGAUGAAGACUUUGGUCGGACAGACCUGGUACAACACCGUAUCCAUACAGGUGAUGCAGCGCCCAUCAGAGAAAGGUACCGACCUCUUCCGCCUCUGAUGUACAAGGAAAUGAAAAACCUACUUGCAGAAAUGCUUGAGAAGGGGGUAAUCAGAGAAAGUUGUAGCCCAUGGGCUGCACCCAUAGUUCUGGUGAAGAAGAAGGACGGUAACUGGAGGUUCUGUGUGGACUAUAGGAAACUUAAUGCCGUAACCCAUAAAGAUGCCUUUCCCCUUCCCAGAAUCGAAGAGACUCUAACAAACCUGACCCGAGCCGAGUGGUUUUCUACCCUUGACCUGGCCAGUGGCUAUUGGCAGGUUGAGAUGGACCCCCAAGACAGAGAGAAAACUGCCUUUACAACCCCACUGGGACUAUUCGAGUUUGAGCGCAUGCCUUUUGGCCUAUGUAAUGCACCAGCAACAUUUCAGCGCCUAAUGCAACAGUGUUUAAGUGGACAAAUGGCGGAGUCCCUAUUGGUGUAUUUGGACGACAUCAUAAUAUACUCACCUGACUUUUCCUCUCACCUACAGCAUUUGGAUGAAGUGAUCCAAAGAUUGUUGCGGCACGGCCUGAAACUGCGAUUGGACAAGUGUAAACUUCUCCAACAAGAAGUCAAGUUUUUGGGCCAUGUGGUGGACCAUUCUGGGACUGCUCGCCUGGGUGCUGUGGAACAACGCUGGGUCGCUCAGCUGGCUUCUUUCAACUACGACGUCAAGUACCGCCCAGGUAAAAGCAAUGCUAAUGCAGAUGCUCUGUCCAGGUUUCCAGUUGACCCCAUCCCUACCAGGGUUGCAGACCAGGAGUGUGAGACAGGAGCAAGCGUGACCACAGCAGCCAUUGAGCUAACCCCUAGAAGUGAGGACAGUGAGUGGGCUAGCAGCGAAUGGGAAGAUGCCCAAGCCAAUGAUCCAGACAUAAAAGUGGCUAAGAGGUAUGUAGAAAACCAGACUCUACCGACGGGACCAGAACGCCUAGCCUUGUCCUGUAGAACACAGAGACUGUUGCAACAGCGGAAAAGACUUAAAGUUGAAAACAAAAUAUUGUGUCGUAAGGUUACUGACCAGCAUACCCAUGAAGUACGCUUCCAGGUGGUGUGUCCAAGCUCAAGGCGUGAAGAGGUCUGGAAAAAGGUCCAUGAAGCCGCUGCCCAUGCUGGUGUGGAUCGAACACUGGCCCGGAUACGACAGCAUUUCUAUUGGCCUGACAUGGAGCAAGAGGUACGCCAUUUCCAUUUGGGUUGUGUUGCCUGCAGCCUCCAGAGGAAAAGAGUAGAGCCUAGGGCCCCUCUUAACCCAAUAGCUGUGUCAUACCCUCUUGAGGUAAUAGGGCUAGACUUCUUGUCCUUAGGUCGGCCAACAGACCGUAUUCAAAACAUCCUUGUUGCCACGGAUUUAUUUACACGCUACUCUUGGGCCAUCCCCACACAUGACCAAACGGCGCAGACGACAGUAAAAGCUCUGUGGACUCAUGUAAUACAGCCUUUUGGCUGUCCAGCUCGGUUCCAUUCUGACCGGGGACCAAAUUUUGAGUCGGCAUUGAUGAAACAGCUCUGCGAUACCUAUGGUAUAACUAAAAGCCGCACAACGCCGUACCAUCCUGCAGGAAAUGGUGGAACAGAACGCUUUAACCAGACCUUGUUAAACAUGCUCCGCUCUCUAGAGACAGAGAAGCAAAACCGUUGGCCAGAAUACUUGCUUGAGUUGGUACAUGCUUACAAUAAUACAAUACACAGUGCAACCAACUACACUCCCUCUUUUCUUAUGUUUGGGAGACAUCUGAGGCUUCCUGUACAUGUGGGACUUGGUGUCGGUCCCCAGCAACUACGCCAUGACAUUAGUGGUUGGAUACUGGACCACCAACAGAGACUUUCACUAGCGUAUCAUAUAGCUAGACAGAAAAUGGGUAACGCAGCCUCCCAAAGUAAACAACACUAUGACAAAAGAGCUAAAGCCAUGCCACUCUUACCUGGAGAGAGAGUAUGGGUACGCAACAGAAAUCGACGAGGUCAAGGAAAGUUGUGUACUUGGUGGGACCCUGAACAAUUUGUUAUUGUUGAACUAGUGGGCAAUACAGGGUUGGUGUAUAGGAUAAAACCUGAGAAGGGGGGCCGUGAAAGAACUGUACAUAGAAAUGCUUUAAAAGUCUGCUUAGCUCCUCCAGCAGACCCCAACCCACCGACCAAUGGGCCCGCAGAAGAGACACCCGCAGAAGAGACACCCUGGCCACAAGGAACAGCAUUCUAUGGGUUUGCUCCAGCCCCAGUGGUGGUCCCGGCGCAGGAGCAAGGACCAGAAGUAGCGCCACGACGCUCAAACAGGACUAACCUCGGCCAACCACCUGCUCGUUAUAGGGACGUUUAGGUAUUCAUGUUGCAGGGACUGCCAACAUUAAAGAGUGGAGGGAUGUCACCAGGGGGACAUUGUGGUUUAAUUAUUGGUUAUAUUUCAGCAUGGUUUUGGUUUUAUGUAUGGCAUGUUUUUAUAAACAUUUUAGCAUGUUUUGUUUUUAUAAACAUUUUAGCAUGUUUUGUUUUUAUUACAUUUUAGCAUGUUUUGUUUUAUUACAUUUUAGCAUGUUUUGUUUUUAUAACAUUUUAGCAUGGUUUGUUUUAUUACAUUUUUUAUUUAUAAAACCAAUGUUUAGUCAACUACAUGCACCUGGAGGGACUAAUCAACUACAGAGCCCUGGCCAACCAUAUUUCACUAGGAGAAAGGACCUCCCCUCCCCAAUCACCCCAGCUGCUAUAAGGACACCAAGCACGGCAUGAGAGGGGGUAGAGAGACCACGAGGUAGAGAGACCACGAGCAGAGAGGCCACGAGAAGGAGAAGCCACAGGAAGGAGAAGCCACAGUGGAGUGAAGCAGUGGAGGACGACAAGGCAGCGGACGAGCAGGCAGGGUGCAUACAAGGACGAGACGGAUUGGGCACCUCACUGGCAACCGGAAACUCAGAGAAAGGACCGGACGGAUCAGCGGCUGGUUGAAUUUUAAACCUUGUUUUUAGCGCUUUGUUCCAGCUGGACUUUUUACAAUUGUAGUUAUUUAUGGACUUUUAGUUAUAAUAAAAUCCUCCUUUUAAACCACGUUUUUAAGUCUUGUAACCCAUGCUGUUCUUCCUUCGAUGAACAAAGAACCGGUUUUUAUGGAGACCUAGACUCCGCAACUAGGUGGCGUUGCUGGUACCCUUUUUAUAAAUUUAUCUUAUAUUUUUUUAUUAGAUUUUAAGUCCCCCGCCUCACCGGGCUGACAC
Molecule: messenger RNA, 4489 nt
Organism: Pungitius pungitius (ninespine stickleback)
Lineage: Eukaryota; Metazoa; Chordata; Actinopteri; Perciformes; Gasterosteidae
Exons: 4
Coding region: 1-3600 (1199 amino acids)
Biological process (GO): DNA integration; proteolysis
Molecular function (GO): aspartic-type endopeptidase activity; nucleic acid binding
Source: RefSeq, a predicted model, not a curated record